Molecule: messenger RNA, 702 nt
Organism: Pichia kudriavzevii
Lineage: Eukaryota; Fungi; Ascomycota; Pichiomycetes; Pichiales; Pichiaceae
Exons: 1
Coding region: 1-702 (233 amino acids)
Source: RefSeq, a predicted model, not a curated record
AUGACUGUGAACGACUCCCUCAUGUCUGAUAACUCUGGAAAUUAUACAAACUAUUCAAAUUCUCCUACAAUAUUGGCGUCAGAACCUUCAGAUAUAGGUACCCACACCAAUCCAAUGCAUCGUUUCAGCAGAGGUAUGAACUUCACAGCAAAUCCAUUGUACCAACACAACCGCCAAAGGUAUCUCAAUAAUCAGGCUGCUCUAUCUCACCAACCACAGCAGCAGCAACCACAGUCAAGAAGAGUAAAGAGAAGAAACUCAGAAGCAUCCGAACAUUUCAAAAAAAUAAAACAAACAUCGGGGUCGUAUAAUCAAACGCCAAUUGACCAGUUAACAUUGGACAAUAUUGAUUUAUCAGAGUACCCAAAGUUCAACCAUCCAGAAGGUGGAAUUAUUCAGUUUACCCCUAUAGGUAACAUCAGAACGUUUAUUAGUGACAAUAAUAUCGUAAACAGGGUAAUUGAACAAAACUCAACGUUCGAUUUGAACCAAACCGAGAAGGGAAUUGACGGAUAUAAGCUCUACUUUGAACAUGUUCAAAUGAAUACAUCUCCUUCCAAUGAAAUUGAGGGCUAUAUGAGAACGGGCUAUUCUAACCCGAUAACGUCAAAUUCUUAUUAUAGCAAUGCUCCAUCGUCUUAUCCCAACAACUUUGACUAUGAUUGUGACUCUGAUUUGGAAGAGGACGACUACAUGAACUGA